Molecule: messenger RNA, 508 nt
Organism: Sphaeroforma arctica JP610
Lineage: Eukaryota; Ichthyosporea; Ichthyophonida
Exons: 2
Coding region: 6-233 (75 amino acids)
Source: RefSeq, a predicted model, not a curated record
AGGCCAUGUCUCGGAUAGCUCAUCUAGCUGUACCGACGUCUAAGUUGGCCUUCAAAGAAUUCCCGACCCCUGCGCUACUCAAGGCCUUGACACCGAAGAGUGCCGAUCACACGGGAGACACAAGUACACACCUGCUGGGCAGGGUAAAGACUGCCGCUGUCACCACCAUCAGCACAGCACUGACCGUCGACCACACACAGUUGAAGGCUUUACACGCUGUUUUUGUGGCAUAGAUAUCGGGUACAAUCCUAUUUUAUCUGUUCGAAAGGUAUAUAAAUCAUUCCUAGCGCUAUACAGUAUGUUUUUGAAGCUAAAAAUUGGCAAUCAGGAUUGCUUGGAACUGUCUGCAAUACGCCCAUCGGACAAUUUUUGAUCCUUCACAUUACUCAGAUUAUGCUAGAGUAUUAAUUAGUGUGUGCACAACCUACGCAUCACUCUAAAGCAAAUUUUCAUCACAUUCCAUAGCUGCAUCAGGUUCUAACAUGAAGAAAAUAAAUUGAAAUAAAAC